Molecule: messenger RNA, 3524 nt
Organism: Microplitis mediator
Lineage: Eukaryota; Metazoa; Arthropoda; Insecta; Hymenoptera; Braconidae
Gene: mei-9
Product: DNA repair endonuclease XPF
Exons: 17
Coding region: 757-3378 (873 amino acids)
Biological process (GO): nucleotide-excision repair involved in interstrand cross-link repair; double-strand break repair via homologous recombination; resolution of meiotic recombination intermediates
Cellular component (GO): nucleotide-excision repair factor 1 complex
Molecular function (GO): damaged DNA binding; single-stranded DNA binding; single-stranded DNA endonuclease activity
Source: RefSeq, a predicted model, not a curated record
UCAAAACAUUGUUAACAAUUUGAUUAAUUGUUAACACUAAUUAAAUAAUAAAUAAAUAAGUAAUAAUUGAUUUCCUUACGAAAAUAAAUAAUCCAUUGAUGUCAAUUUAAAAGAACGCUUAUUAUUAAAUUGUUUAUUAGAAACACAAUUGAAAAAUAUAAAAUUAUUUUUUUUUGGAAUGAAGGAACUGCUUAUAAAUAUUAUCUUAUUAAUUUGUAUAAAUAAUAAUUUAGCAGCCAAUGAACAAUUACUACAUUAUGUCAAUGAUGAAGUAGCAGGUGGAUCUUAUAAAUAUUACAGUUUAAUGUAUGAUGGUAUUAUUAAAAUAUUAUUAGUUUCUCAAAAAGGUGAUACAGAUUUAUAUGUAUCACAAUUAAUUAACAAACCAACAUAUGAAUCAGAUCAAUAUUGUCUUCAAUCAACAACUUGUGGUGAUGAUAUUAUAUUUAUACCAGAAAGUUUCAAAAGACCAGUUAGCAUAGGAGUUUACGGUCAUCCAUCUCAUGAAAUAAGUCAGUACAAUUUAUUUGUGUACCAUGUAGCACUUGGUGCUGACGAAAUAGUAGACGAGCAAAGUACAAUCAACAGUCUUGAGACUAGUGUACCAAAAAAAGUACGAAAAAAGGGAAGAAAAAAUUUUUUUACAUAUUUUUUUAUAGUCAUGUUGCUGUAAAAAAUAUAUUUAAAUACAUCUAUCUUUUCUCUGGGCGCUACUCGACGAUUUAAUUCAAGUAUUCUUAUAACUGUUAAUUAUAUAUGAUCAAUAUGUUGGAAUAUGAAAAUCAAAUGUUUUUGGAGAUACUUCAGGAGGAUGGUCUUGUUAUUUGUGCUAAAGGAUUGGGAAUGGAAACAGUUUUUACAAAUAUUUUGAAAGUUUAUUCAGAUCCCGGUAAUUUAGUUAUAGUUCUUGGUACCAUUGAUUAUGAUGAAAAAUAUUUUAUAGAUAAAUUGAAAACAAUGAACGUCAAAUCGUUACCUAAAAUUGUUACUGCUCACAAUACAUCCAAUGAACGUGAAAUAAUGUAUUUAGAAGGAGGCGUAUUAUUUAUAUCUGGUCGUAUAUUAGUUGUAGAUUUAUUAAAAAAUCGUGUACCUCUUAAUUUAGUUACUGGGAUAUUAGUCUAUCGUGCUCAUGGUAUUUUGAAUAGUUACCAAGAAGGUUUUGCAUUACGAUUGUAUCGUCAAAAAAAUAAGACUGGAUUUAUCAAAGCGUUUACCAACUCAGCAUUAGCAUUCACUGUUGGAUUUUCCCAAGUCGAACGGGUUAUGAAGACUCUUUUUGUCAAGGAAUUGUAUCUCUGGCCACGGUUUCACUCAGUAGUGAAUGCCAGUCUCUCGAAGCAUAAACCUGAAGUUAUUGAACUACAUGCUAAGCUUACACAUAAAAUGCAAUUAAUUCAAACAUCACUUUUGGAUCUAAUGAAUUUCAUUGUCAAAGACUUGAAGAGACUGAAUAAAUUUUUGGAUUUCGAUGAAUUAACUGUGGAAAAUGCAAUCGCUAAAAAAUUUCAUAAGCAGUUACAGUAUCAAUUAGAUCCUAUAUGGCAUCAGUUGGGAUCAAGUACUAAACAACUGAUUGCUGAUCUUAAAUUACUUGGAUACUUUCUUACCCAGCUGAGCCAAGAAAAUUCAGUAGCAUUUUAUGCAUCGAUAAAUCGCUUAAGAACGAUGGAAUACGCAAUGAAAGGAAGUGGUUGGUUAAUAUUGGAUGCCGUUGAUGAUUUAUUUACUCACGCAAAAAGUCGAGUUUAUAAUAACAAAAAUGAGUUGAAACCAGAGCCAUGUCCAAAAUGGAAUGCAUUAAAUGAAAUUCUCGGUGAAAUUCGGCUACAAAUAAAUAAGAAAAAAAAUAUAUCUGAUAGUGCCAAGAGAGUAUUGAUACUCGUUUAUGAUACCAGGAUCGCAGUUCAAUUAAAAAAUUAUUUAACAAUGGGCGCUGGUCAAUAUUUAUUGUACGAAGCGAUGAAAUAUUUAAAGAAAAAUGAAAUUGUUAAGCCGAGUGAAAAGGCAAAAGAUAAAAAUGGUAAACAAGAUAAAGACAGUCAAGAAAAAGAUAAAGAAGAUGAAGAAGUAGAAGAUCUUGAUAGUUAUGUCCUAACAUUUUCACAAAAACCACCUGAGGAAGCUAAACAAUCCCAAGAUGAUGAAGAAAAUAAUCAAACAAAUUAUUUUGAAGAAUGUUCCAUGCUUGCGGAUGCUGAUAUAUCAAGUUUAUCUUCAACGACUGAUCCAAUCGUUCUUAUCCAAUCAGUAAAAAGAGGUGGUGACCCAAUGGCACUACAAAGAACUUUACAAGAAACUUUACCUGGUUACAUUGUUAUGUAUGGAGCCGACAUAUCAUCAAUUCGUCAGCUUGAGGUUUAUCAAAACAAUAAUCCAUCGAUUUCAUUAAAAAUAUUUUUUCUUGUCUACGGAGGAUCUGUUGAAGAACAAGGAUACUUAACAUCAUUACGUCGUGAAAAAGAAGCUUUUGAUAAAUUAAUAAAUGCUAAGACGACAAUGGUAAUUCCGACAGAUCAAGACGGAAAAAGUGAAGUUACUUUAACAGUAACUCCUCAAGUUGAACAAAAUACUCGUCAGGGUGGUCUUGAACCGACACCUAAAAUUAUUCCUAAAGUUAUUGUUGAUAUAAGAGAAUUUCGUAGUGAAUUACCGGGUUUAUUACAUAAACGUGGUAUUGAAAUUGAACCUGUUACUAUUGUGGUUGGCGACUAUAUUAUAACGCCAGAAAUUUGUGUAGAGAGAAAAAGUAUUUCUGAUUUAAUAAUGUCAUUAAAUUCUGGUAGAUUAUACAACCAGGCGGUGUCAAUGACAAGACAUUAUGCCAAACCAAUGCUUCUAAUUGAAUUUGAUCAGAAUAAAUCAUUUUGUUUACAAGGAAAUUAUUACGUAAGUCGUGACAUGAAGAGUUCAGAUGUAACAAGUAAAUUACAAUUACUGACAUUACAUUUUCCAAAACUGAAAAUAGUCUGGUCGCCAAGUCCUCAGGCGACUGCACAAUUAUUUGAAGAGUUAAAAGAAGGAAAGCCACAACCAGAUGGACAGACAGCCGCUCAAAUUGGUCUAGAUGAAGACGUUGAAGAUAAAAAAUCAAUGGGUGAAAAAUAUAAUACUCAAAUUCAUGAUUUUGUAGCUAAAUUACCUGGUGUUCAUACUAAAAAUUUACGCAUCAUAUUAGACAAAGGCGAAUCGUUGGACAAUUUGGUUCGUCUCAGUGAGGAUGAAUUGACAGAACUGUUAGGUAAUAAAUCAAAUGCACAAAUGUUAUAUCAAGCGCUUCAUAAAAAAUAUAAACCUGAAGAUACAACGACUAGUGGUGUAAGUAAAGCAGUUACAAAAGUACGUAACAAAGGUCUAUUUUCAUCGAUAAAAAAAUAAAAAUAUUCAAUUAUUUAUUUUUCAUUUUUAUUUUAUUUAAUUAGAAAUUUGCAUUAUUAUUUUUUUGUGUUUGUUUAUACAUAAGCAUGAUUUGUUAAAAUAUAAUUAAUUUUUUUGAGUUUAUAAUCGAUUAUUCGCUAUUGUCU